Messenger RNA from Dovyalis caffra, 1017 nucleotides. NCBI's taxonomy places the organism in Eukaryota, Viridiplantae, Streptophyta, Magnoliopsida, Malpighiales, Salicaceae. The record is from the annotation of a GenBank genome assembly.
AUGGCGAAACAUAACAGAAGCAAUGAAGAGCCCAACACAGCUCCAGAGCCAGAUCGCUGGUACAACAUAAAGUUAGGCUCUUCCUUUCAAGACCACCAUAACCUUUCCUCUUCAAAGUUCUAUGAAUUUAAACCAGCUUCCGUUGAUAAGAGUCAACCAGGAUCACUCCAUAAGAGCAAGGAUAACAGGGUGACUGUUGAAUAUCACAACAACCAACAGGGAAAACCCAAAGUAACCUUUGAGGGCGUGAGUGAGGAUUACAGGGAAAAUGAUGCUGUUUUGUUCUUUGAUGGCGAGACCUUCCACUUGGAGCAGUUGCAUCGUGCAGUGAAGCGGUUGAGACAUGUUCGGCUCCCUGGUGAAUCUGCUGCUGCAACUGCCACUGCAACAGCUGCAUUGGUUGCAGCAGCAGUUGAAACUCUUUCUCCACCUAUUGGUAAAGCAGCAAAUCUAGAGUCUCUGGACAAAGGAAUGGCUCAUCAAACACCAGUUCAGGUGGAACAAAUUGGCACUGAUGACUCAGAAAACUUAGAACUUGAAGAUGAUAAGAGCAUGGAGCAUCUAUUAUUUCCUCCUAACCCAUCCACCUCGUCACCAGACCCUAAGAAUGAAUCCGAGGAACAGGUCGACAUAGUCAAUGAUGAUGAUGGCUGUGAAACUGUUGACAAGGGCAAUGCUUCUGAGAAGGGAUUGUCACGUACUGGUCUUAACAUUGAUAUUAACUUGCCGCAUCAAGCUGCAACAGAUGAUGAGAUUGCUGAUGUAGAUAUUAGUGAUGAUGACAUUGACAAAGGCCCUAAUGCUGCAGAAGCCCUUAAAGCCCUGAAUGCAGUUGACAAAGUCCCCAAUGCUGCAGAAGCCCUUAAAGCCCUGAAUGCAGAAGGAAUGAAAGGACAAAAUUCAAGCUCAAGCAGUAGCAGUGGGAGUCAGAGUAGUGGAAGUGAGAGUGGGAGCAGGAGUGGAAGUAGUAGCAGUGAUAGUGAAAGCAGUGGUGAUGACUCGGUCUUCUCUAUCUGA